Messenger RNA from Brenthis ino (lesser marbled fritillary), 1290 nucleotides. The record is from the annotation of a GenBank genome assembly. Lineage: Eukaryota; Metazoa; Arthropoda; Insecta; Lepidoptera; Nymphalidae.
AUGAAGCCACCGUACAAAAUCGCGGAUGAGAAGUUGGCAGAGCUUGGACGCAAAGAAAUAAUGCUAGCUGAAAAAGAAAUGCCUGGAUUAAUGGCUUGCCGCCGAAAAUAUGCUGCUGCAAAGAUUCUUAAAGGAGCAAGAAUUGCAGGAAGCCUACACAUGACAGUUCAAACUGCUGUGCUUAUUGAGACACUCAUUGAAUUGGGAGCUGAAGUUCAAUGGUCAAGCAGCAAUAUCUACAGCACACAAGAUGAAGCAGCAGCUGCGUUAGUGGCUGUUGGAAUUCCUAUCUAUGCUUGGAAGGGGGAAACAGAGGAGGAAUAUGUGUGGUGUAUUGAACAAACACUCAUUUUCCCUGAUGGAAAGCCAUUAAACAUGAUUUUGGAUGAUGGAGGUGACUUAACCAAUCUGGUUCAUACUAAGCACCCUGAACUAUUAGAAGGUAUAAGAGGUAUCUCGGAAGAAACUACAACAGGUGUUCACAACUUAUACAAAAUGUUCCGUGAAGGUAUUUUAAAAGUACCCGCUAUUAAUGUUAACGAUUCUGUUACAAAAAGCAAGUUUGAUAACUUAUAUGGAUGCAGAGAAUCACUUCUAGAUGGAAUUAAGAGAGCAACUGACAUUAUGAUUGCCGGAAAAGUUUGUGUGGUGGCUGGUUAUGGAGAUGUGGGUAAAGGAUGUGCUCAAGCUUUCAAAGGUUUUGGAGGUAGAGUUAUUGUAACUGAAAUAGAUCCCAUCAAUGCACUCCAAGCAGCUAUGGAAGGCUUCCAGGUAACCACCAUGGAUGAGGCUUCAGAGAUUGGACAAAUAUUUGUAACCACUACUGGCAACAUUGAUAUAAUUUGCAAAGAGCAUUUUAUAAAGAUGAAAGAUGAUGCAAUUGUUUGUAACAUUGGUCACUUCGACUGUGAGGUGGAUGUUGCUUGGUUAGACAAGAAUGCCAAGAAAGUUAACAUCAAACCUCAGGUAGAUAGAUAUGAACUUGAAAAUGGUAACCAUAUUAUUGUUCUUGCUGCAGGAAGGCUUGUUAAUUUAGGUUGUGCUACAGGGCACUCAUCAUUUGUCAUGUCAAAUUCUUUUACCAACCAAGUCUUAGCUCAGAUUGAAUUAUGGACCAAACAUAACACUUACCCAAUUGGAGUACACACAUUACCUAAAAAACUGGAUGAAGAAGUAGCUGCAUUACAUUUGGAUCAUUUGGGUGUUAAACUUACAAAACUCUCUGCCAAACAAGCCAACUAUAUUGGAGUUCCAGUUGAAGGCCCUUAUAAGCCAGACCAUUACAGAUAU